This is a messenger RNA of Aspergillus sclerotioniger CBS 115572, 1134 nucleotides long. RefSeq names its product peptide alpha-N-acetyltransferase MAK3. Bases 146 to 850 code for a protein of 234 amino acids. Gene Ontology annotation, biological process: N-terminal peptidyl-methionine acetylation. The record is from RefSeq and is a predicted model, not a curated record. NCBI's taxonomy places the organism in Eukaryota, Fungi, Ascomycota, Eurotiomycetes, Eurotiales, Aspergillaceae. Gene Ontology annotation, molecular function: protein-N-terminal amino-acid acetyltransferase activity. The transcript is spliced from 2 exons. Gene Ontology annotation, cellular component: NatC complex.
CAGAUCGGCCCGCGCAUUUUCUCUCUUUCUCUCUCUCUCUCCACCAUCAAUCACAACAGAAACAGACAUCAGACUGUCAAUUCCUCUGAUCAGACUUCCCAUCUAUGUCUUUUCCGAUACCACCGGUACCUUUACAAUGACCACAAUGAAUCCUCCUACCCCAGACCAAACUACAUCCACAUCCACAUCCACCCCCACCCCACCCACCAAGACAACACCCAACAACCUCCGCUACAUCCGUUACAAUGCCGCCCAAGAAGAUGCCUACGUCCCCGCCAUGCGCCAAUUAAUCUCCAAAGACCUCUCCGAACCCUACAGCAUCUACGUCUACCGCUAUUUCCUCUACCAAUGGGGCGAGCUCUGCUUCAUGGCCAUGGACGACUCCCUUCCUUCGCCUAUGGUCGGUGUCGUGGUCUCGAAGCUCGAGCCGCAUCGUGGCGGGCCCUUGCGCGGAUAUAUUGCCAUGUUGGCCGUGCGCGAGGAAUAUCGUGGUCAAGGCAUCGCUACGAAAUUAGCUCGUAUGGCUAUUGAUGCCAUGGUGGAGAGGGAGGCCGAUGAGAUCGUCCUCGAAACCGAAACCACCAACACAGCCGCGAUCAAACUCUACGAGCGUCUUGGCUUUCUCCGAAGUAAACGUCUCCAUCGGUACUAUUUGAACGGAAACUCGGCGUAUCGGUUGGUGCUGUAUCUCAAGGACGGGGUGGGGUCGAUGAGGACGAAUAUGGAUGCUUAUGCGCCGCCGCAGUCAGGCCCUCCUUAUCCGGUGGUGGAGUCGAGGGCGGAGAUGGCCGGGGGGUUGAUGGCGCCGGAGCCGGCUUUGUUGCAUGAGGGGAAUGGCAGGGGGUGGUAGGUCGAUUGAUUGGGGGGUAGAUAGGGUAAGGAGGAGGGUUGGGCAUGAAUGACUAUAACGACUAUGCUAUGUUAUGAUGAAGAUAUCCAUUUGUUGCAUUGCGGUGGGUUGGUUAUAGAUGGAGGAGACAAUGGAUGAAGUUAGGAGUCUGGUCAGGUCCAAGGCCAUACAGAGGGUGAGCCAUGGACCGGAGGAUGUAAGAUAAUAUUGUACACAAGAUGUAAGGUAUAUAACAGGGUCAUGGAUCAAGGCAUUUAAUAAGGGUCGGUCUAAGGUUGACCCAG